Messenger RNA from Piliocolobus tephrosceles (Ugandan red Colobus), 1427 nucleotides. Its product is annotated as protein Tob2-like. The record is from RefSeq and is a predicted model, not a curated record. Lineage: Eukaryota; Metazoa; Chordata; Mammalia; Primates; Cercopithecidae. Bases 486 to 899 code for a protein of 137 amino acids. Gene Ontology annotation, molecular function: transcription corepressor activity. Gene Ontology annotation, biological process: regulation of gene expression. The transcript has a single exon. Gene Ontology annotation, cellular component: nucleus; cytoplasm.
GUCCGUUCUCCCCGCCAGGUCGCCGCCCGCCAGCCCUCCAUCCCCCAACCGCCCCGACCUCCUAAAAGCUGAAAGAAUCAUUUUUGAGAGUCAUGACCCAUAGCUGCCUGCUUCGUCCCCCAACCCUCGACGACGAAAAGGACUUCGGCUCCAGGCCGCGCGGCUCCGGGGAAGGAAGAGAGAGCGACCUCCGCCCCGCGCUCAGGGCCACUCUAGAGGGAGAAGCCGCCCCGAGGCCGGCAGAGCGCCCAGCCGCGGCGGAGACCUGAAGCCUUUUGGAGCCCAAGGCUGUGCACGAGCCCUGUGCUGAUUCUCUGCCUAGGAAAGGACUAUGCUGCUAGAGAUCAAAGCACCCCUGAACUUCAUCAUUUUCUACUCUUGUACAACAAGCUACUCUGGCGCUUCUGAAAAAGAAAUAAGAAGUCCACUGGUACCCUGACAAACCGCUGAAGGGCUCUGGCUUCCACCAUGUCCACACUGGGGAGAUGGUGGACCCCUUUGGGGAGCUGGCCGCCAAGCGAGGUGGCCUGGCAGUGGAAGAUGUGCGGGCCACUGUGCCUGAGGAGAUAAGCAUAUGGAUUGACCCCUUCGAGGUGUCCUACCAGAUUGGCGAGAAAGGAGCAGUGAAAGUGCUCUACCUGGAUGACAGUGAGGGCUGCGGGGCCCUGGAGCUGGACAUGGAGAUCAAGAGCAGUUUCAGCCCUGACGACCAGAUACUUGUGCCCAUCGGAAGCCAGGACAGCUCCUUGUCCAACUCCCCGUCGCCAUGCUUUUCCCAUCACCCAGCCCCACCUUCAUCCUCUGCCUCGCCAGCCCAUCACCUUCACCAUAGACUCCUUUGCUGCCACCAAAUUAGGCUCCACGAAGAUAAAGAAGAGGGGUGGGGCAGCAAGUGGUAGAGGAGCAGCCAGCGGUGAGGCAGAUGGCCAGCAGCCACCACAGUAGCCUCCAUUGCCCGCUUCAGCACCAACAGCUUGUUGAAACACAAGAGUCUUUGUCUAUGCAUGCACUGAACUUCGUCCCACUCACGGGGCCCUCAAUCCUAGCUCUCGCCCAAGGCCACGUACAGUCUCAAGUACAACAGUGGUGGCUCGCCCAGUUUCUUCUUUGAUGGGGCCAAUGGCCAGGGUGGUGGCACUCCAUCCCCCUUUGGAGGCAGUGGGACUGUCACCUGCAACAACAGCAGCUUCUGCAUGGUCUAGGUAUUUGGAGGCCACCCGCCUCUUCCUGGAGAAGCCACCCUUCAUGGAAGGCCUCAGCUACAACCUGAACACCACGCAAUAUCCUAGUCAACCGUUCCAGUCCGUGGUGCUGGCCAACGGACUGUCUACCUGCCCUGGGGCCAGGCACCCAAGACCACAGAAAAGAGAAAGAAAAGGAAAGGCCAAAAAAAAAAAAAAACCAAAAAAAAGGAAAAGAAAAAUGUA